Penicillium lagena is the source of this 483-nucleotide messenger RNA. RefSeq lists its product as uncharacterized. The coding region runs from base 1 to 483 and encodes 160 amino acids. NCBI's taxonomy places the organism in Eukaryota, Fungi, Ascomycota, Eurotiomycetes, Eurotiales, Aspergillaceae. The transcript has a single exon. The record is from RefSeq and is a predicted model, not a curated record.
AUGCCACCUUCCCAACCGACCCUAGGCUGGAUCUGGCCCAAAGACCCGCGACCCGGCAAUCCCUCACGCUGGCCACGCCGAUGGCGAUUCCUCGACGUGUUAACCAACAAAGGGCCCGACAUGUACGUCGGCGUGAUCGGCAACGGCAAGACCGCCCAAAAAUCCGGCUCCAACCCCUUCACAAGCCACUGGGCGCGCUGGGACAAAGAUCUCGCCGAAGAUAACACUCCGAUCCCAUGGGCGCACCGCAACGAAGCGGAGCGGUAUGAUUUUCGGAGACGCAAGUACGUCGUUCCCGACCAGGGCACGUGGAGUCGUGUUGAGUAUUGUAGCCUGCGUGGCGAUUCGGGUGGAUGGCGCCGUGGUGGGUCGAAGGAGUCGAGGCAUUGUGUGCCACGACGGUAUUGGGAUCGAAAUGGUGAUGAAUACCCGUCGAAUCAUUGGCAUGAUAUCGUUUAUGGAGCGCAUGGGGAUGCGAAGUGA